AUGCUCACAACAAAGCCCUCACCGCCUGGUAAUAUUACCGCCGUAAUAUUACCCUUCCGCGGAGGAGGCCUUUGGGGAGAGCUCUGCAACUCCUCCUGCGAGCUUCCCCAAACUUCUCCAGAAUCACAGCUCACAAUGGCGCAGUGGGAGAAUUUCAGUCACAUUUUCAGCUUUAACAAGAAAUAUUCAUACGAUGCGAAAGUGGUUGACCAGAUCGUCUCCAAUCGCAAGGCACUCGAGAACCAGCUCUUUGCCGAUCGACUAUUGAGCCUGGCUGGCAUCAAAGGAGUGACCAAGGUCUAUCCGCCGAAGACUAAUGCCGACCUCCGAUCGCUCAUCGAACACAUUGUCUCCUCGGAACUAGAUAUCCACCACAAGCAGGCCUUGAUUUACUACAUUCUCAAAGACUGUCGCAGCGCGCCAGAUGCUGCUUCUCGCUUUGCGCAAGACUGUCACCUGCCGGAGAAGUAUCGCCUCUUCAUCGAAGGACUUUGGAAUUUGGAUCGCCUUGAGUUCAGACGAGCGAUCGAAUUUCUCGCUGAACCCUCCCUUAUUCCAACCUUCCCCGACGAGAUUCUCUAUGUCUUGACUCUACCGCAGCUUCCGAAGCAUGACGAUAGUCUUGCCAUCGCCUACUACCUCACCAACGCUCCCCCUCUGGCCACCGAGAACGUCCAGCGAGCUUUCUUUGAGACCCUUUGCCGAUCGAAUGUGACGGAGGCUUUCUACUUCACGAGGAGAUACGAUGAACUGCAGCGCCGCAAUUACUUCGAGCAGCUAGUCCAAUUUGUGCACAAGUCACCUGCAGGCCAGACACGAAGCAAACGUGCGAUGGAGCUUGUUGGUCUUCCGUUGGGAGAGGAUGAGGAAGACUGGUUCGAGGAAGCCUUGCUGCAUGGAAGUGCCAGAUCCUUCCCUGGAGCUAAGGAUACGGUCAUGAUGCGACGCUUGGCCACAGGGAAGAUGAGUGAUCUUGGGACUGAACUGGAAUCCUUAGGUGGCAAGAAGGUGGACGGGCUGAAUUGGGAUACACUGCGCGAGAGCAUGCGCCAAACACAAAAUGUAUACCCUUCCUAG
Penicillium daleae is the source of this 1077-nucleotide messenger RNA. RefSeq names its product ELYS family protein. Lineage: Eukaryota; Fungi; Ascomycota; Eurotiomycetes; Eurotiales; Aspergillaceae. The transcript has 3 exons. The coding region runs from base 1 to 1077 and encodes 358 amino acids. The record is from RefSeq and is a predicted model, not a curated record.